Molecule: messenger RNA, 1152 nt
Organism: Cuscuta campestris
Lineage: Eukaryota; Viridiplantae; Streptophyta; Magnoliopsida; Solanales; Convolvulaceae
Source: the annotation of a GenBank genome assembly
AGGCCCGUCUAACCCUUUUAAAUUAGAAAAAGCCCUUUUAAAAAUCAAUAAGAAGCCCAUAGCCCUAUAUGCCAAGCCCCUCACCCUUUUAAAAAAAUACACAUCCGCAGGUGGAGAGGCCGACCGAACAAAAUCGCCAAAUCGGAAAACUGCCGGGCCGGUAGAGAGACGCCGCCGCCGCCAGAGUCCAGACGCCGCCGGGAGCCGACCCUCCGGCCUCCAGAGGGACACCCCUUGACCUUUGUGCGGUUUGGCUCUGGAGUUUGGAGUCUAGCCUCCUCCAUUUCGACAUUUCAUCUCCAUUCCAAACACAUCCAGGGGUUAAGGAAAACUCUAUGCUGAAGUGGCUGGCACUCUCUUUUUGAUCGGUAAUAUUAGAAUAAAUGGAAUCCACGGUGAGGAUGAAUUCUCAACCACGGCGAAUCUUGCCACCUGGAGCGUCACGGAAACAGAAAGAGAAGGAAAUGUCAUCUUAUAAUUCCAUGUGGCCAUCAUCAUAUCCAGUUAGUCACAAGGCUACAACGUCGUCUAAGCAAGCUGAGUCCGCAGCAGUCUACUCGAACCGGGUCUUAGCCGGUUACAUGGCUUAUGAGUUCUUAACUAAAGGAACCAUGUUUGGCCAGAUGUUCGACCGGGCUCGAGCCGAGGCUGCCCUGAGGAACAGUGGUGCAGCAGAUGAGGUGAGAAGAGGAAACCCGGCUGCCGAAGCCGAGCCGAACGAGGUGAGGAGCCGAACAUAUGAUGAGGUGGCGAGCCUGUUGAAGAGCGACGAGGCCCACAUCCCCGGUGUGGUAAAUCCCACGCAGCUCGCGCGAUGGCUUCAGAUGUGACAUCAUUGUGCGCCGGUCUUUUGAAAAUCCUUACCAAAACACUAAAUGGUUUGUUACACUUUGUGGUAGGUUUCAUUUGUUGUUAGUAAAAUUUCGGGUAAUAAUCCUUCAUUUCUAUUAGAAGUGUGUCAAAAUAUUUAUGAUACCAAUAUAUUUGGGGCCAUAUAGUUCUCCGUUAGGUCCGGGACCGGACCGAGAGCCCUCUUGCCCAAAAUGUUGUAAUGAUCAUUGAAGUUUUUUUGUCAAAGUAUUUGAAAUUGAAACUAUUUUUUUGUGAUGAAGCCUCUAGUCAAAACUCAAGAAAUAAAUAAAUCUUGUGUAU